Aaosphaeria arxii CBS 175.79 is the source of this 1585-nucleotide messenger RNA. Its product is annotated as glycosyltransferase family 15 protein. NCBI's taxonomy places the organism in Eukaryota, Fungi, Ascomycota, Dothideomycetes, Pleosporales. The transcript has 4 exons. Gene Ontology annotation, molecular function: alpha-1,2-mannosyltransferase activity. Bases 105 to 1322 code for a protein of 405 amino acids. Gene Ontology annotation, cellular component: Golgi apparatus; membrane. Gene Ontology annotation, biological process: protein N-linked glycosylation; protein O-linked glycosylation; cell wall mannoprotein biosynthetic process. The record is from RefSeq and is a predicted model, not a curated record.
UAUGACGACGACGCUUGGCCGGAGCUUUCGAUUGUAGACUCGUGGAAGGGACAGUGUAAAAAGGUAGAGAGGGUGAGCUUUCUUCCACAGUAACGAUUUUAACAAUGGCGCUCCCGAAGAGCAUGCGCAUUGUUGCGGCGAUCACACUGUGCAUGUUUAUUUAUCUCGUGUCGCUCAUCUUCCAGGCGCCCGCUGAGUUACAACCACCGAAUCGAGAGGCGGCUGUAGAGACACCCAAGAAGAUCAACGAUUGGACACACGACCCGCAAAAAGAUGUUUCUGGCGAGCCUCCAGAACCGCUUCGUCGGGUCAAUGGCAACAACUACGACGCUGACAACGCGAAUAGCGAUCGCAUAAACGCCACGAUACUUAGUCUAGUGAGGAAUUCAGAGCUGGACGACUUGUUGCAGAGCAUGAGGGAUCUUGAACGAACAUGGAACCACAAAUUCAACUACCCUUGGACGUUUUUCAACGAUGUACCUUUUACAGAAGAAUUCAAGCAAAAGACAAGGGCCGCUACGAAAGCGGAGGUCCGCUAUGAGCUCGUACCCGCCGACCACUGGAAGAUCCCCGACUGGAUAAACAUGGACCUCUACCACGAAUCCGUCGCCCUCCUCACCGACGACGACCACCGCGUGCAGUACAUGGAAAAGACAUCAUACCACCAGAUGUGCCGAUGGAACAGCGGCAUGUUCUCCCAACACCCCGCACUUGCCGACUACCAAUACUACUGGCGCGUGGAGCCCAACGUCCACUUCUUCUGCGACGUUGACUAUGAUGUAUUCAGGUGGAUGCAGGACCACAACAAGACGUACGGCUUCAACAUCAACAUCUACGACAGCCCGGAGAGCGUGGAAACACUGUGGCCAGAAACCCUGCGUUUCAUGCAGGACCAUCCGGAGUACAUACACAAGAACAAUGCAAGGGAGUGGCUGCAGGACAACGAGCGCCGGCCGGAUAAGCAUAGGAUAGCGAAUGGGUACUCAACCUGCCAUUUCUGGUCCAAUUUCGAGAUUGGCGAUUUGGGAUUCUGGAGGAGUAAGAAGUAUAGGGAUUACUUUGAUCAUUUGGAUCGAGCGGGUGGGUUCUUUUAUGAGCGGUGGGGUGAUGCGCCUGUCCACAGCGUUGCGUUGGGGUUGUUCGAGGAUAAAAGCAAGAUCCAUUGGUUCCGUGAUAUCGGCUACCAGCACAUUCCUUUCUUCAACUGUCCGAAUAGCCCGAAGUGCUCAGGCUGCACGGCUGGCAUGUUCACUGACGGCGAGAAGUGGCUGAACCGGGAGGACUGCCGGCCUCUGUGGUUUAAGUAUGUUGGCAUGGACUAAUUUACACGCUCUAUUUUUGAAGGUUUCGUAUAAAAGUUCACACAGGUCGUGGUGCUGGACUGUUCACAUUACGAGUAGGGUUAAGGGGGAUACUAUAACAUGCCAGACAUUGUGUCAUAGGAGUUCCGGCAGGAUGAAUCUGUAGCAUUUCAGCGUUCACGACUUUAUUUCCAGUUUACCAUAGAGAUUAAAAUCAUCGAGUCAUGUCCAUAUCAUCCCCUUGCCUUAUGACUCAAUCAUGUAAUCCAAAGGCUCUGGUUGGC